Messenger RNA from Phlebotomus argentipes, 1688 nucleotides. It is a transcript of the gene beag, whose product is annotated as protein Red. The transcript has 2 exons. Bases 171 to 1688 code for a protein of 505 amino acids. Gene Ontology annotation, biological process: mRNA splicing, via spliceosome. Gene Ontology annotation, cellular component: nucleus. Lineage: Eukaryota; Metazoa; Arthropoda; Insecta; Diptera; Psychodidae. The record is from RefSeq and is a predicted model, not a curated record.
CUAAUGUGGCAACACUAAUUUUCUUUAAUGGUGUUUUGUUGAAGUGGAGCUCGAGAAAAAGUAAAUUUUCACUAGGAAACCAGAGAAAAUUCUAGGUAACUACUUCAAGAUACUGUUUUAGAGUUGCUUGAGGUUGAUUUGCACGUGUUGGUGAGCAGGAAUCCGCAGAGAUGCCUUUGGAAGACGCGCAUGACGAUUUGGGCAGUGCGAGUCAGAGGCUCACGAAUGAUGACUUCCGGAAGCUGUUGAUGACGCCUCGCACGGCGCCAGCGUAUGUGUCUGCAUCCAGUCGUGGUGAGACACAGACCAAGGCGUCCGCCACGGCGAAGGUGAGCAACUCUGAGCGAUACGAGGCGCGGCGGAAGAAGAAGAACUUUUACGCGGCGCUGAAGAAGCAGGAGGAUCACAAGAUGUCCGAGCUGGCGGAGAGAUAUCGCGACAGGGCGAGGGAGAGGCGCGAUGGAGUGAAUCCCGAUUACCAGAACACCGAUCAGACGGGAAGCUCGAGCAGUGCGUACAGAACAGUGGCGCCGGACGUGAAGUCGGGCAUCGAUGCGGCGGAGAGGAGGCGACAGAUGAUCCAGGAGUCCAAGUUCUUGGGCGGUGACAUGGAGCACACUCACUUGGUGAAGGGUCUGGACUACGCGCUGUUGCAGAAGGUGCGCAGCGAGAUUGUUGCCAAGGAGCAGGAGCAAGAAGAGGAAAUGGAGAAGAUUGUGGAUGAGCAGGAGCCGCCGAAAGCCCCGGAGCCAGAGAGGCCGAAGCGCGAGGAGGAGUGCAAGACGGUGAUGGGACUUAACAUAAAGUCCCUCCUGGCGGCGCAGAAGUCCAAAGUGGUGGAGCGCAAUGAGCUCUUCCUGCCCGGCCGAAUGGCGUACGUGAUUGAGCUGGAGGAUGAGAAUGCUGAGAACGACAUCCCGACCAUUCUCAUUCGCUCCAAGGCAGACGUGCCGGUGUCCAGUGUGGAACUGCAAACACUCACCACGAAUGACAUCGUGAUCAACAAACUGUCUCAGAUUCUGGGCUAUCUCAGGCAGGGCGGGAAGAACAAGAAGAACAAGAAGCGCGACAAGGACAGGCCGCUGUUCAAGGAGACAGACAAGAAGGCGGACGUGGAUGCGAUCUACACGCGAGACGAAGUGCACGAAGCUGCCAAGCACGGAGAAUCCUCGACCGCUGGCAAGGCGGCGAUCUUCGGGCAUCCGGAGGCUGGUUACUUCGACAAAUCAUCCAAGGAGAUGACCAAGGGCUCCAAGAGCGGCGGAAGCUUCCCCAAACCGCCGGUGAAACUGCCCUCGGGACUUAUCUCGCGUCUCACGGCAGAGCCUGAGGGUUAUGCCGAGUGCUAUCCGGGAUUGCAGGAGAUGAACGACGCCAUUGACGACUCGGACGAGGAGGUGGACUACACGAAAAUGGAUCUGGGCAACAAGAAGGGUCCCAUUGGGCGCUGGGACUUCGACACGCAGGAGGAGUACUCGGACUACAUGAGCACGAAGGAAGCGAUGCCCAAGGCGGCCUUCCAGUAUGGCGUGAAGAUGCAGGACGGCCGGAAGACGCGCAAGCACAAGACGGACAAGUCGGAGAAGGCGCAGCUGGACAGGGAGUGGCAGCAGAUCCAAAAUAUCAUUGAGAAGCGGAAGGCCAAGCCGUCCGGAGAGGCGCCAAAGGCGAAGGCCAGCAAGUACUGA